Messenger RNA from Sipha flava (yellow sugarcane aphid), 2005 nucleotides. RefSeq names its product 2-phosphoxylose phosphatase 1. The coding region runs from base 264 to 1727 and encodes 487 amino acids. Gene Ontology annotation, molecular function: phosphatase activity. Lineage: Eukaryota; Metazoa; Arthropoda; Insecta; Hemiptera; Aphididae. The record is from RefSeq and is a predicted model, not a curated record. The transcript is spliced from 3 exons. Gene Ontology annotation, biological process: dephosphorylation.
CCAACUGAUAAUGGGGUAACGCGCUUAGCGGCAGCAUCGACGGCAACGGUGUUCUGCACUGGCCGCGGUUCGAGUCGGCAGUCGGUUCGGCUGUCCAACGGGUGGCCGCAAAUGGACGAACCGCACGAACGGUCGGCAACCGGACGGCGGGCGGACAGCGGUUCGAUGUGUGCGGCGAUGGCGACGUCCUCGCGACGCGGACGUCCGGUGCGCCAGUGGUGACCGUACGACAUCCGUCUACGUUACCGGGUCGCCAGUGUCCGAUGGCCAACGUUCAGCCCGCGACCGUCCGGAACAUGGCCCGGCACCGGUAUCUGGUCUACCUGAUCUUGUGGCUCUGCGUCUUCUUUCCAGUGCUGUACUUCAAGAUUUCCAACCGCCCCGCGCCCGACAGGAAACCUGUGAACGUGUCGGUGGUUACCGUUGCUAAGCGCAUCCGGUCGGUGUCCAAGAUCGAUUACAAGGACCUGGCUAAAGUGUGCAAUCCUCCUCGAGCGAUUAAACACGGUGUCGAGGGAGAUAUUGGUUCGUUGAACAACAGUCUUACCAUCCAAGGGGUGAUAAUUCUGACCCGUCAUGGGGACCGGGGACCAAUGAAUCAUGUCAGAAAUAUAGCUAACAUCGAUUGUGGUAUAGCACCUGAUCAGGAGUACAGUGAUUAUGUGACAUUCUUGCAAAAUAUAUUUUUUAACAUGUCCUUACAGUUUUUAGGCCCUUUUCACGGUUAUCCAUUAUAUCCAUCGCGAAAUAAUUGUUCUAUUAGUCAACUAACACCUGUUGGUGUGUCUCAAAUGCUUAAACUUGGACGUACAUUACGUUCUGUGUACUCUUCCUUACUCAGCGUUUCUACUUCUGACGACAUAAUAAUAUAUAGUACCAAGUAUAGACGUACUUUUCAGAGUGCAUUAGCGUUUGCAUAUGCAAUAUUGUCACCAGACAUUAUGCCUAAAAUUACAUUUAUGGAAAGCGAUAGUUACAGUUAUUGUUUUGACCAUUGUGCUUGUUAUAAUGUCAACAGCUUAUUGAUGAAAAUCAAACAGUCUUCAGAAAAGCGAUUGAAGAGUCGUAGAGCUGUGGAGAAGAUGUUCAAACAUAUGCAUAAUAUAUUACACUUGAUGUCUAGUAGUGUACGGGUGGACCCAUACUUACUGAGAGAUUCGAUUAUGACAUAUAUAUGCCAUGGAGCGCACCUGCCUUGCUACCAGGAUGAUUGUAUAACAAUUGACAAUGUGCAUCAGUUAUUUGGCUACCUGGAUUGGGAUUUGAAACGGUAUGCUAAACAUGGACUGCUGCAGAAGUAUGGACUUCUCAAGUCAUAUGGUUUUGCCUUAAAUGUGGCCAUGAACCUACUUAAAAUGGUGUCGGAAGGUAAACCUCAUUUGGUCCUGUACUCUGGUCAUGAUUUGACUGCUCAGUAUCUGUUAGCUGCGUUUGGUGUACUCAACGCCCAAACCAUGUCACCACACUAUGCUUCCAGACUUGUAUUUGAAGUGUAUCGAAACAAUACAGUUGACACGACAUUUCCUGGCAAGGACUUCUACUUCAGAGCUAUUUUCAAUGGUAAAGACGUGACCCGAUCAGUGGUUUUCUGCAAUGAUCAUGGUGGAGCCUGGCAAGAUACUGUUUACUUAUGCCCUAUAGAAUCUGCCAUAAGAUUUAUACAUGAUGAUUACUUCACCAUAUUUAAUUCAUCCAACUAUAAAGAAGCUUGUGGAAUGCACCCAUGAGGCUAUUACUUAAUAUUUCACUUUUAAAUAUGUUAUAUCUAAAUUGUCACUAUAUGAUUUUGUAUCAUAACAUUUGUGUAAGCAUUCUCAAACUAUUUUCAUCUUACUGUUGAUGUGUUAAUUUGUCAAACAUUGAACAUUAUUCAGCACUAUUUCAUUGAGAAAUAUUCAAUAAGAACUUUGAUCUUAAUUAAAAUAAUAAUUACUUGAUCUCUAUUAGACACAUCUGCAUGUCAUGUAAUGGAAAUAAAUUUAACUAUGAGACUAUUAAAUGUUAA